AUGUUGACAUCCAACGACAUGAGCCCCCGCCAGGUGAAGCAAGCUACUGGGACGAGCAUCGUGUGCUCGAUGCGGUUUCGGGCAGGAGGCUUGCAGUCACGUGCAGUCGCUGCGGCGCCACGGCUCGGAUCCUCUCUGCCCGCAAUCCUUGGCAGUGGCCCUGUGCUGUUCCCUCUCCCGGGCGACAUCGACCCUUCUGCUCGAAGCUGUGAAACAACGAAGCGCCUGACCACGCCAGCUGCAUCAGCAGAGAGUGAGGCAGCCAUCCCAGUCCGAGAGGAUCUUCAAUCCGAACAUCGCGGAGUUUGUUUCAGACUGUGA
Symbiodinium sp. CCMP2592 is the source of this 321-nucleotide messenger RNA. The record is from the annotation of a GenBank genome assembly. Lineage: Eukaryota; Dinophyceae; Suessiales; Symbiodiniaceae.